This is a messenger RNA of Acanthoscelides obtectus, 1052 nucleotides long. The record is from the annotation of a GenBank genome assembly. NCBI's taxonomy places the organism in Eukaryota, Metazoa, Arthropoda, Insecta, Coleoptera, Chrysomelidae.
AUGUUAACAGACUUUUUGUGGCCACAAUUGGAUCAACAUUUUCGCGCCAUAAUUUAUUACAACUUUCAGAGACAAUUAUCGCGACAAGAAUGCCUUGCUGAGUUACUGUCUAUUUUCGGCAACGAAGCGCCACAUCAGUCGACAAUUUCCCGUUGGUAUGGAGAAUUCAAACGUGGACGGGUGAGUCUUAGCGACGAUCCCAGGGUGGGUGCACCAAAAACGGCAGCCACCCAGGAAAACGUCAAUGCUGUGCGCAAACUCAUCAUUGAAGAAAGACAUGUGACAUAUCGCGAGAGUGAGGCGUCCUUGAAGAUCUCAAAGACAAAAUUAGUUUCUCGUUGGAUACCCCACCUGUUGACUGAAGAACAGAAAGCAGCCAGGGUUAAUUGGUGUCAAAAAACGCUUGACCGUUUCAUUUCCGAAAACUCAAAAAAUGUGUACAGCAUUGUUAGUGGUGAUGAAUCGUGGAUUUACUCUGUUUGGGUGUUCCAAGGUGAAGAAAAGCUAACAAUAGCCAUCCGUUCUCGAAGUGUUUCGAAAAAGAUGGUCGCGACAUUUCAAAGAACUGUUACUGUGGAUUGGUACACCACCAUUUGUUUGCCAAAAGUCAUCACCGAGCUUCGAAAAAUCAACGCCGAAAGAAGAAUCAUCCUCCACCAAGACAAUGCAAGCUCGCACACAGCCCAAAAAACAAGGCAGUAUCUAACGGAAGAAAACGUGGAAUUAUUGGACCAUCCUCCAUAUAGUCCCGAUCUAAGUCCUAACGAUUUCUUUCCUUUCCCGAAAAUUAAAAACAGACUGCGUGGUCAAAGGUUCCAGUCACCAGAAGAAGCAGUUGACGCAUUCAAAAAUGCCGUUUUGGAUCUGCCAGCAAACGAGUGGAAUAAGUGCUUCGAAGAUUGGUACGAGCGCAUGCAGAUGUGUAUUAAUCUUCGCGGAGAAUACUUCGAAAAACAAUAAAGUCAUUUAAAACUACCUACCGUGUUGUUUUAUUUCCAUAUGCAAAACUUAAAAGACAUCCCUCGUACCAGGAAAAACUUGAAAUGACCCAA